This is a messenger RNA of Apis dorsata (giant honeybee), 1475 nucleotides long. RefSeq names its product protein RRP5 homolog (gene Rrp5). Gene Ontology annotation, biological process: rRNA processing. Gene Ontology annotation, cellular component: small-subunit processome; nucleus; nucleolus. Bases 39 to 1166 code for a protein of 375 amino acids. The record is from RefSeq and is a predicted model, not a curated record. The transcript is spliced from 3 exons. Gene Ontology annotation, molecular function: RNA binding; protein binding. NCBI's taxonomy places the organism in Eukaryota, Metazoa, Arthropoda, Insecta, Hymenoptera, Apidae.
AAUUAAAUACAGUAUAUGUUAAUCAAAAAAAAGAAGAAAUGGUAAAAAAAAUUAAAUCAAAAAAAAAUGUUAAACCUAUUAUAUAUGAUAUAAAAAAUGCAUUUAAUAAUGUUAAUCAUAACAAUACUGAGAAUAAGUCAAGAUUAUCUGAAUGUGGUUUUUUUUGGAAUGAAAUACCUACCUUAAAUUUCUGUGAAAAUAAAGAAUCAUCCAGUGACAGUGAAGAUGAAAUAGAGCAAAAAUCAAAACAAAAAAACAAAAAAUUAAAUACUAUUGAACGUAGAGAACAAGAAAAGCAAAAAGAACGUGAAAUUCGCCAAAGGGAAGAAGCAUUAGCUAGUAACCAAUUACCAAAUUCUGUAGAUCAGUUUGACAGAUUAGUUUUAGCUAGACCUAAUAGUUCAAUAAUUUGGUUGCAAUAUAUGGCAUAUUAUUUACAAACAACAGAAAUUGAGAAAGCGAGAGCAGUUGCAAAGAGAGCAGUAAAGACAAUUAAUUUCAGAGAAGAAAAUGAAAAAUUAAAUGUUUGGAAUGCCUGGUUAAAUUUAGAAUCAAAAUUUGGUACUUCUGAAUCAUUAAAUGAUGUUUUUCAAGAAGCAGUGAGAAAUAAUGAUUCAUUAAAGAUAUACACCCAUAUGUUGAUCGUUCAUGUUGAAGCUGAUAGACAGAUUGAAUUAGAAAAAACAAUUAAUACUAUAAUUGGAAAAUUUAAACAAAUUCCUGAAACAUGGAUCAAUUGUGGAGAAGCAUUAUUAAAAAUUGGUUUGAAAGAUAAAUCAAGGCAUAUUAUGCAAAGAGCAUUGCAAUCUUUACCAGCAUUUGAACAUGUGAACUUAAUGGUAAGAUUUGCAAUUAUGGAAAACAAAUUUGGGGAUAAAGAAAGAGCACAAACAUUAUUUGAACAAAUUUUGAGUUCCUAUCCAAGACGAGUUGAUAUAUGGUCUUGUUAUGUUGAUUCUUUAAUUAAAUCUAAUGAUAUUGAUAUAGCAAGGAGAGUACUUGAAAGAACAGUUAUUCAAACACUACCUCCAAGAAAAAUGAAAAUUUUAUUCAAGAAAUUUAUUAAUUUUGAAGAACAAUAUGGUACUCAAGAGAAUGUAAACCACGUUCAACAAAUGGCUGCAGAAUAUGUAGAAAGACAAUGUAAUAAAGAUUUAACAAUAUAAAUUAUAAAUUAUAAAUUAUAAAUUUUAAAUAAAACAUUUUGAUAUAUAUUUUUUAUAUUAAAUCAGUGAAAAUUUAGUUGUACAAAAUUCAAGAAAAUUUGAUUUCAAGGUUAAUAUUUUUAUAAAUUAUUUACAUUUACUUUUUCAAAGUUUAUUACUAUUUUUUUUAUUUAAAAAUAUAUUUAUUAUUAAAAUUGAAACAUAAAUUAUUAAUUGAUAAUAAUAUAAUUGUUAAUUACUAUUAAUUAAUUAUUUUAAUCAUUCAAUCUGUGAAAUUAAAUGUCAAAUAAAUUCGCGGGAUUAAUAUAA